UCUCUGGCAGCCCCAUUUUUGAUGGUAGAGACAAUUAUUUGGGCGACAUGUCAAUAUAUGUUUUCCAAAUCAGAUAAAACUUCACAAGUUAUUACGAAUUUAAGUAUAGAGCAUCAUUGGUGAAUGAUGUUAAUGUCCGCCAUCUGUUGGGAAACUUGGAAAACAUGUUCAUAAAGAUUUAAUUAUUUUGAAAUUGGUCAUCAAAGUAACUUCUUAAAUUUUCUGUUUCUCGGAUGUGAAUAUCAAAUAUUCUUUUCGAUAUGUCCACUGUCAUGUUGUUUGAUGACUAGAUUCUUACUCACAAAUUCAAAUAGUUACCAUAUGAUUCCUUAUUAGCUGGACUAUAUAACAUUUGUUUGUGAGGUUUGCACUUUGCCACCGAUUGUCUUCUGGGUUCCAUAACAGAAAUGGCGAAUAAUAUGAAUUUAUGUUCCACACAUAAUCAGCACGAAAAACUCAAUACAAUCACCAAAGCUCCCAGUUCACUUCCAUAAGCGCAAACAUAUCGUUGCUAUAUGUGGCUUUUAUUAAGACGAUUUCCAUUCGAAGUUAAAUAUAGACUAAGAAUCCCAUUUACUGUACAGAGCUCGUAAACCUAAAAUGGCCGACCUAAUACAUUUGGGAAACAUAGAUGUAGUCAUUCAGAAGGACAAACCCGGAUCGCCAACGGGCUGUUCCGACGAUGGAAACCUAGGAGGGAUCGGUGGCAUGAGUGGCUUGGGCGGCAUGAUGGUCGCAGGUGGCAUUGAUUUGGGCGACCUGGCACAGGAAUUGGAUCACGAUGAAUUCGAUGGACCCCAUAUGCUAAAUGGCGAUCGUCCAGCGAUUAUUGCUCCUCCGGAAAGUGAAUGGUACCAUGGACGACUCGAUCGUUACUCUGCUGAGUCACGUCUGCGGGGAAGCAGUAAAUUGGGAAGCUAUUUGGUUCGGGAAAGUGACCGUAAACCUGGCUCUUAUGUUCUAAGUUAUUAUGGGCGCACCGGCAUAAAUCAUUUUCGAAUCACAGCCGUGUGCGGAGACUUCUAUAUUGGUGGACGACAAUUCAUUUCCCUGAGCGAUCUUGUUGGCUACUAUACCUCAUGCAGUGACUUGCUGAAGCGCGAACGGUUAACCAUACCCGUGGCUCCGCCGGAGCCAGUCAAUGACAAGAAGCGCGUCGUGGCCAUCCUGCCUUAUACAAAAAUGCCAGAGACCGAUGAGCUGAGUUUCCAAAAAGGUGAUAUCUUCUUCGUGCACAAUGACAUGGGCGAUGGAUGGUUGUGGGUCACUGCCCAUCGUACUGGCGAGCAGGGAAUGAUUUUCAGAGAACUUGUGGACGAUCUAGAUGUGUCCAUCGAUCCGAAUACCGUGUUUCCUUGGUUUCAUCCGAAUUGCACUAAGAACGAAGCCGUCGAUAUGCUGGUUAAAGCUGGACCAGGAAGUUUCUUGGUUCGUCCAAGUGACAACUCGCCAGGGGAUUACUCUCUUUUCUUUCACAUCAACAACCAGAUCCAACGCUUUCGCAUAGAGAAGAAAGGCGUGCGGUAUUUGAUGGGAGGACGGACUUUCGAGUGCCUGGACGCGGUGAUCAAUCGAUACCGCAAAGAGCAGAUUGUGGAGGGUCACUCGCUCAAUCAUCCAGUUGUGAAUGGCAUUCAGCCCGAGUUCAAUCAGCAAUACGUUGUGGAAAAGGCAGCCGAGAAAAUAUACGCAACACUGCGAGAGUGCCGCGAUCAAAUCGGCCUCAAGAAGAUCAAGGGCAUUAAGCAUCACGGCCACUUGAACAAGAAAUCCGACAAGACGACAAAAUGGAAACAACUCUAUUUUGCUUUAAUAAACGACGGCUCCGAGACGCAGCUGUGCUUCUAUGACAAUCCCAAAAAGACCAAACCGAAGGGCCUGAUCGACUUGUCGUGUGCCUACCUCUACCAAUGUCACGACUCCCUGUGGGAGCGACCCUAUUGCUUCCAAAUCGUGGAGAGGGCCUUGCCUUGCCUGGCCACCGUCACAUAUCUCUGUGCUCCUAGUCAGGAAAGCUAUGUGGAGUGGAUCAACUCCCUCAAGGCGCAGUGCGACUCGCAGUUGAGUCGAGCCCAGAAGAAGGUCUCCCGCCUUCGCGAGCUCCGAUGCCUCAACCUGCACGUGCUGGAAGCGCAUCGCUUACCAUUCAAAUUAGUGCCACAUCCCUAUUGCAGUAUUUCCCUCAAUCAAGUCAAGGUGGGCAAAACCCGAGUCAAAAUUGCCCCUGAACCCGUGUGGGAGGAGGAAUUCGUACUAGACGAUGUCCCGCCAGACGUUGUCUCCCUAACCAUAACGUUGAUAUCCCGCGGAAAGCGCGGCAAAGACUCCGAAGUGGCCGAGCUCACCAUCGACUUGUCCAGUUUGAAGAACGGCCAGGAGACGGAGGGCUGGUACCAGCUCACUGGCAUGACACCGAUGGGCGAAUGGGGCUCGCUGCGGCUGCGCAUGCGCUACCUCGACGAUCUGAUAAUGCCCUGCGAGGAGUACAGUCCGCUGCAGCAGCUGCUCCUCGAGUCGGAGCUGUAUGCGGUGAAGGCGUUGGCGGAGCUGUGCCACAACGACCGUGUUCCCCUGGCCACGGCCCUGCUGCGAGUGUUCCGGCAGGAGAAACGGGAGACGGAACUCAUCCGAAUGCUGUGCCAGGCGGAGGUGACGCGCGAGAACGAGACCACCACGCUCUUCCGUGGCGCCUCAUUGGCCACCACACUAAUGGAUCUGUAUAUGCGCACCGAAUGCAGCGGAUUCCUGCAGUCGGCCGUCAGCGAAACGGUGCAGCGCAUUCUGGAGAGCAAGCAGUCGGCCGAACUGAAUCCAACCAAAAUGGACGUCAACGAUGAUGCCUGCACGAAUGCGGAGUUCCUUCUGCAAAUCCUCGAUCUGGUCACCCAGUCGAUAUUCACAUCGCCCGACGCCUGUCCCCGUAACGUGCGCUUCAUCUGCAACUGCCUGCAGAAGGCUGUGAUGGCCAAGUGGCCGACAGAGCGCCUGGUGCGCACCCGCGUCGUCUCUGGCUUCAUAUUCUUGCGUCUCCUGUGCCCAGCCCUGCUCAAUCCACGCCAGUUCGGUCUGGUCAGCGAGACGCCCCCGAUGGCAGCCACCCGAUCAUUGGUCAUGGUCGCCAAGUGUCUGCAGAAUCUAGCCAACUUGAUUGAGUUCGGCGGCAAGGAACAAUACAUGGAGGUUGUCAAUCCGUUUAUAUUGAAAAACAAGGAACGCAUGAUCGUCUUUUUGGAUCAACUGUCCCUCGUAACCGAUCCGAAUCCGCCGCUUGGAAUGUUUGUGGAGCAAAGCACAAACCUAAAUUCACAAGACACUGGGCGCGAGCUGGCUACGUUGCAUCACAUCUGUGUAUCACAUUCGCAAGAACUUCACGAAUUAUCCAACAUACUUUCAAUUAAGAAGCUGGUCACAGUCACCGAUAUGCUGACCAAGCACAAGCUGAAGUACCGCGAGAUGAUCAGCUAAAAUAAAUUGCGAAGACCGGAUAAUAAAAGAACUGUCUUCUUAUCUACACAAGUCCCUUCAUACCUUUUUAUAAAAAUAUUUAUAUGUGUAUACUAUUAGAAUACAUAAAGUAAGAACUCAUAAUAACUGGUUGCAUUGUAUUGGAAUAGUAAGCGAAAUAUCAUUUAUAAAAAUUAUUUAUAUGAAAUGAAAUAAUAUUUAACUGA
Messenger RNA from Drosophila elegans, 3671 nucleotides. It is a transcript of the gene vap, whose product is annotated as ras GTPase-activating protein 1. Gene Ontology annotation, biological process: regulation of GTPase activity. The transcript is spliced from 9 exons. Bases 601 to 3465 code for a protein of 954 amino acids. Gene Ontology annotation, molecular function: protein binding. The record is from RefSeq and is a predicted model, not a curated record. Lineage: Eukaryota; Metazoa; Arthropoda; Insecta; Diptera; Drosophilidae.